UAAUAUAUUAUACCGAACUGAUAUAUGUAUUUCGUCGGUAGUCAGUCAGUAACAAUACUGCGUCAGAAAUUCUUUUCCGUUACCGGAAAGAUAAAUACACUGUAGCCGGCUGCGAUAUGGUGUUAGUGAGGGCCACAUGGAAUAAAAUGCAGACACGCAUUGGUUGUGUUUUAUACAACCUUGCUUCCUAUUGGUUGAACCUCGUGGGUCUUAUCGGAUUACUUGACUAUGACUACGUGGCGUUGCCAUACUGCGAUGUUGGGUCUACCAAAGUUUCAGUUUUCUGUGUUACGUUGAAUUGAAUUGAAGAGAAAAAGUAAUAGCAUGCGUUUUUACUUUCUUAUCUAUUAGCUAGAAAUAAUUAUUUUUGUAAUUAUUAUAUUUAAAAAGUCAAUUUAUAAUCAUAAUAGUGGGGAUAGAAUAUGUAUUUGGCAACAUUGGGAUUACGUCAUCUGAUGCAACUUUGUUUACUUAUGUUAUUCACAUAUUUUGCAGAUUUAAUAUUGUUUCUUCAUGUUGUUUGAUAAAAGUUUCGUCCUUUUUUAUUUUUUUUAAUUUUAUGUAAUCUGGAAAAAAAUCUCUAUAUUUGAAGUUUGAAGAUCUAUAAUUUUUUCUUAAGAAUCCAUGAAUUUAGAAGAUGGCGCCACAUAUGCAACGAGACUACCACAACAUUGGAGAUCCAAGUAGAUACUCAUUGAGGACAUUUAGGCAUGGUGAAAAACAUUGUCUACAAUAUCACAAUUUUGAUGUAUCGAAAGUAAAUGGAAAAGAAGAUUUUUUUCGUUGUAUGGGUCUUCAAAUGAAAAGAUAUCAGUACAAAUACAAAAUGCCAAAUAGUGAUCAUAAGGUUAAAAAAAUUAAUAUUCCCACUGGUGUAACAUUACGUGAUUGCCGUGUUAUUAUCCUGGGGGCGACAUGUGAACUAUGCGGGAAGUGUUUUAAAUGUAAAACAGAUUUGAAUGUACAUAACUCAUUAAAACAUCAAACACGUGAAAAAAUUCAUAUAGCUAUAAAAGGGACACAAUGUAAUGAAAACGAUAUUCAUGUGUGGGAAGAAAUUCCAAAAUCUUUAAAUUAUACAACAAGUGAGUCUAGUAAAAAUUUUAUAACAAAACUACAUAAAAAGUUACAUUUAACUUUAAAAAUAGGAAAAGAAGUUAUCUCUAAGAUAUCGGUAAAGCGGAAACAUUUAAAAAGAAAGAAAAUUGACAUACAUACACAAACUGAGCUACAUUGUGAAAGUGAAUUAAUUACAGGUGAGAAUGAGUAUGAAAGUGUCGUUUCUCGUAUCGAUCCUUCUGUGUUCUGUAAUAGUCCUUGUCUACAUUGCAACUCCUGUAUACACGUGGUAGAAAGUUCGAAUCGAUAUGUGGCUGGCAACAUUGUAGCAGAUAAGCAAGUAGUUUAUGGAAACGGUAUAAUGCAAGAAGAAAAUCAUAUUUCGAAUAGACUAUCAUGUGCAACAUGCGCAAAAGAAAAGUGUAGCGUUGUUCAUGAAUGCAUUUCUUCAUCACAUGUGAAAUAUGUUCAUAAUAAAACAAAAGAUGAGCUACAAAAUAAUAAUUUAUCAGAAAGUACAGAUGUUUCGUCAAAACCAACUAGACAAAUUUGUCUGCAAAAUAAAAACGAAAAUAAGAAAGAAACAGACAUUAACGCAAAUCAGAUACGAAAAGAUUUUAUUAUAAAUGAGAUAGAAAAAUAUGCAUCUGAAAACUUACAGGAUAUUUCUAAUAGAAUACAAGUAAUAGUGCCAUUAAUUAUGCCAAUAAUCGUGCCAAAUACAAAUGUUUCAAGUUCACCUAUUAAAUUAACAAUACAAUCAGUGCCAAUAGAACAAGAAGAACAACAGCAAUCAUUGCAACCAGAACAACAAAUGGAAGAAGAACAACAUUAUCUUCAAGAACAGUCGCAAGAAAAACAAAAACAAUCGCAACAAUAUUCACAGCAACAACAUUUAGAACAAGACCGACAAGUGAAACAAAAACAAGAACAAUUGCAGCAAAAACAAUCGCAACAAUGUUCACCACAACAACAACAACAACAACAACAACAAAAAAUAAAACAAGAACAACAGCAACAUCUGCAACAAAACCAUCAAAUGAAACAAGAACAACAACAUCUACAAGAUCAGCAAAUGAAGCAAGAACUACAUCUGCAACAAGAUCAGAAAGUGAAACAAGAACAACAGCAACAUCUGCAACAAAACCAUCAAAUGAAACAACAAUAUCUCCAGGAACAAUUGCAAGAACAACAAAGUCAGCAUCAACAAUUACUACAAGAAGAGGAAAUGAAGCAAGAUCAGCAGCAAUAUCUACAAGAAAACCAUCAAAUGAAACAAGAACAACAGCAACAUCUCCAGGAACAAUUGCAAGAACAACAAAGUCAGCAUAAACAAUUACUACAAGAAGAGGAAAUGAAGCAAGAUCAGCAGCAGUAUCUACAAGAAAACCAUCAAAUGAAACAAGAACAACAGCAACAUCUCCAGGAACAAUUGCAAAAACAACAAAACCAACAUAAACAGCUACUAGAAGAAGAGCAAAUGAAGCAAGAUCAACAAGAUCUACAGCAACAACAACACCAACUUAAAAAAAUUUCUGUUCUUACUAUCAAAGAUGAUGUUAAUAAUGAAAUAGAAGAAGUAUUACGAAUUGUUAGAGGACGUAUCACUAAUGCAGAGAUCAAUCAUGAAUCACCAACUCGAUUCGAACAAGAGAUGUUAAUACAAGACGCCAUUAGAGAUAUGAAGAGAAUGGAAGCGCAAGGCUGGCACUUGUUGGAAAAGAAAAACGGCUCCACGAUGAAAAGGAAACGGAAUAUAAAAUCUAAUAUCAAAUGUAAUACAAGUAAUACAAAUGAUGAAUGUGCCAAAAGAAAGAAAAAUAUCGUAACUGAAUCAAAUACAGAAUCAAAAUAUAGAAAUUUAAACAAAGAAAAAUAUAUUUCAAAUGCAAAGGAACAUACGAAAAUACAAACUAAUAAUAAUAUAGUAUCAUUGUGUGCAUCGGAUAAUACAAAAGAAAAUUUAAUGACAUGUAAUGAAAAUAUCAAUACAACAUCUGAAAUAUUGCGACAAUAUAAUAUUAAUUAUUGCAAUGAUAUAUUCGAGAUAAAGAACAAUACGGAGAAUAAUCGAGAAUCUAUUAGCCGAUUUCUUGCCCCCUGUUCCGAUGGAAUGGAAAAUAACGUACCGGUCGUAAUAGAUCUAGUCAACGGUACCGAUGAAUAACAAUGGAAACGGAAAUGAUGCGUCCGGUGAAUGAUGAUAGCUUUAUAAAAAUGAUAUUGAA
Messenger RNA from Apis florea (little honeybee), 3287 nucleotides. RefSeq lists its product as uncharacterized. The record is from RefSeq and is a predicted model, not a curated record. Lineage: Eukaryota; Metazoa; Arthropoda; Insecta; Hymenoptera; Apidae.